This is a messenger RNA of Schistosoma bovis, 1464 nucleotides long. Lineage: Eukaryota; Metazoa; Platyhelminthes; Trematoda; Strigeidida; Schistosomatidae. The record is from the annotation of a GenBank genome assembly.
AUGCCAAACAUCACUCUGAAUACCGGUGUCUUAGGUGAACCGAUUGAUAAACGUCAAUAUGGAGGCAAUGGACUGAAGUUUGUUGUGAUAUACGCAGAAAGUAUUCGAAGGCACCGAUUAUUUCAUGAUUUCAAGAGGGAAGUAAUUGAUGUAGCUUUUCGAUUCUGGGAGAGAGCAUUGAGUGUAAGAAGACCACCAAACAGAAAGCUGCUUGCAGAAAGAGGAUGUGUUGAACAAUCAUUCUUUCGAGAUUUAACAACGGGUAAAAUAUUUUGUAAAUCACAAUGUAAACCAAAAGCUACUUGCUACAACCAUCCAAUUCCAGAUGAAUAUGCCUCCGGAUGCUCUGUAGGAUCUGGUGUUGGAUCUCUCAGAGAAGUUUAUCGAGAUGGUCCAGGAUUUGCACCAAAUCAAUAUGUUGUUUUUGUCUCAAGUGUGAAUGAACUUGGUUGCUUAUCAGGUAGAACAUUGGCUUAUGCUGGUGCAUGUGAAACGCACCCUACAACUGACAGACCAAUUAUGGGAAUGAUCAACUUCUGUCCAGAAAAGAUGGAAAUAGAAGAACCAGGAAGAACUAUGAUGCUUGGUACAGCUAUUCAUGAAAUGGCUCAUGCUUUGGGAUUCUCUAAGUCGAAUUACGCUUUGAUGCGUGAUCGAGACGGCAGACCAUUAACACCAAGAGAUCCCAGAACAGGUAAACCACCAUUGAAUCCUCAAAGGCAGUAUGAUCCAAGUGAGAUUACUGUUAAACGAAUUGCUCGUCCCUGGCUUACAGCGGCUGGAUCUUUUAUAAAAACUUUCUCAUCAUUUGUUACACCGACAUUACUGGCGGUAGGACGCAAACAUUAUAACUGCCCUAACCUGGAUGGGAUCGAUAUAGAGAAUGAAGGAGGAGAAGGAACAGCUGGUUCACAUUUUGAUAAACGAACAGUUGGUGAUGAAACAAUGGCUGGUGAGACUGGAGUGAAAAGUGUACUUUCAGCAUUAACAUUAGCAUUCUUCACAGAUUCAGGAGGGAAAAGCAUAGAACCUUACUGUGAUGAAACGGGUUCUUUAACGUGCUAUCAUAAGAAGGCUUUUGGGAUUUGUGCUAUGGGAAAAUAUAAGAAUUUAUUACCACCAGAAGAGCAAUAUUUCAAAGGUAAUCCUAAUGUUGGAGGUACCAGUACAUUGACAGAUAGAUGCCCCACUGUUCAGCCAAUGGAGACGUUUUUCAAAGAACCUUUUAUGACCUACUGUGAUCAUCGUUUAAAUAUUCCAUUCGCACAAAGAGGAAAUAUGUUUGGUCAAGCUUUUGGGAAUAGAUCGAUAUGCAUUCCACAUAUGGGAGCUUGGAGAGCUGAAAUGAAUGGAAAAUUAACACAAGAUCCUCGAGUUAAAGCAACUUGUCAUGAUGUAAUUUUAAAAAGAACUCUUAUCUAUAAUUCCAUAAAGAUUCCACUAAAAUCCAAAUUAAAUUUAUGA